AUGUCCAACGAUACCUCCUUGACGGACCACAAGCUCUGCGGUUUCCUCUGUGCGGUUCUCACAGUCACUCACAGCGACGACACCGACCCAGACUUCGCCCAGCCCUGUGAAGUCUUCAGCGACGGUGGCGAGGUCAGGUUCCGCACCCAAAGCGGCGUGAUUUUGUCUCCGGUGCUGAAUUCGUCGCAAUGCAGCGGCGGAGGAUCGAAAGCCAAGAGGACGCACAGCAUUGGGAUGGUGAACGGGAGCAUGAGCGUGGUUCACCAGCUUCACGCUAUGGUCACACGCAAGUGCAUGAAAAUCGACGCUCGCGUGGUGUGCGUCGAGGCGCCUAGGGUUGUGCUACUGGUUGACGUAUACCUUCCUAUUCUCGUAUGGAGUGGCUGGCAGUUCCCGCGGUCGGGGGCGGUUGCCGGUGCCGUUUUUCGCCAUUUGAGGUUUGCAUCUUCUCACCUUCGAAUUCCGUUGGAUUGUGUUCCAGAAAUUAUUUCUUGUUAG
This is a messenger RNA of Sphenostylis stenocarpa, 498 nucleotides long. The record is from the annotation of a GenBank genome assembly. Lineage: Eukaryota; Viridiplantae; Streptophyta; Magnoliopsida; Fabales; Fabaceae.